AUGUCUAGCAAGCGGCACUCGAUUCUUCCGGCCAUUGAUCGCAGUGGCCCGAAACCGCCUGUCAACUUCUCGUCCUCACUCACCAUCUCCGACAAUGCCAUCCUCCAGGGCACCCACUCGAUUACGAUGCAGGCGGAGACAGUAGUACACCCUCGCUCACGGGUUGAGUCUCACUUGGGAAGCAUCCUCAUCGGUCGGCGAUGUCUCGUCCACGAACAAGCACACCUUGGAGCCCGCCCGGCAGAUAUCGAGACGGCAAAGCCAGGCGGUGUUGCACUUGCUGACUAUGUCACGAUCGAGGCCGGCUGCGUUAUCGAGGCUGGUGGCACCGAGAUUGGGGAAGGUUCCAUCAUUCAAGCUGGAGCUAGGAUUGGCAGUGGUGCUAGAAUCGGCAAGAACUGCACAAUUACACCAAUGUCGACUAUAGCCCCAAAAACGGUCCUCCCCGACAGCACCGUUGUUUUCUCCAAUGGCACAAAACGAAUCGAUCAGCGAGACAUCUCCGACCAAAAGAAAAUCGCACUGAUCCAGCAACUCGGAGUGUUGAAGAAGAUGAUUCGCAGCAAUCCGGACAAAUUUAGAUGA
Ilyonectria robusta is the source of this 585-nucleotide messenger RNA. Its product is annotated as trimeric LpxA-like protein. Gene Ontology annotation, cellular component: dynactin complex. Bases 1 to 585 code for a protein of 194 amino acids. The record is from RefSeq and is a predicted model, not a curated record. The transcript is spliced from 2 exons. Gene Ontology annotation, molecular function: dynein complex binding. Lineage: Eukaryota; Fungi; Ascomycota; Sordariomycetes; Hypocreales; Nectriaceae. Gene Ontology annotation, biological process: mitotic spindle organization.